UGACUUUCUUCAACCAGUAUAAAAAGCGAUGAAUUUUGCUGAACGAUUGUCAGUCUUAGUUUAGUGGUCACAUCAUUAAUUUGAUCUGCACACAAAGUACACACACCGUGAAUACACUUCAUCAGCAAAUUCUAGCCAAAAUGUUCCGAUUGAUCAUCGUCUCCGCCCUGGCCGCCGUUGCCCUCGCCCAGAACCCAGAUGCCGAAGCGCAGAUCCUCUCCUCCGACAGUGUCGUAAACCCAGACGGAUCCUACGCGUGGAACUACGAAACUAGCAACGGAAUCCGUGCCCAGGAAGAAGGUGUCGGAGGCCAGUCAGCCCAAGGCAGUGCCUCGUGGACCGAUCGCGAUGGAACGCCAAUCCAGCUGACCUACGUUGCCGAUGUCAACGGAUUCCAGCCACAGGGUGCCCAUCUGCCACGUGAAGGACCAGCGCCCGCCCAUGUCCUGAAGACUCUGGAGUUCAUCCGGGCCAACCCACCCAAGGAUGACCCCAACUUCAACAUCCAAGCCCUGGAAGCCGAAAUCGCCAGACUGCAAGCCCUGCAGUAAACUCCUUCGUGAGAUUCACCACUCGCAACGUGACCUGUGCUCAUACUCAAAAGAACCAAUCGCUAGGACAAACGGAAAUCAAAAUCACAACCCAUGAAUUAGUCGAGGAGGAAUUUCUUUGAAAAUUGAUGUAAAUUUGUUGUAAAUAUUCGCUAGUUUAUAAUUUACACACAAACACUUCCUUUGAGCGACACGUCAACCUUAUCAUUUUUUGUUUUACAUGUAAAUCUUUGUUCUGUUCCCAGUCAGCAUUUAAUGCGCACUGAAAACACGUGACAAAUGACACCUCAAUGUGCCCAUAAUCGCAACUUGUUUACCACAAAACACAAUUUCCACCAUUUUUUUAAGCAACUCGUUUAAAAUUUUGUGUUUCGCAGCGAUUUGCGAAGGAGAUUACAUUCGACGUUCAAAACGUCACACACACAUACAUUCAACAAAGCCGAUCUAAUCAAAAGAUAGAGAGAAAGAGAGAGAGGUGAAAGGCAAAAGAGAAUAGCAUUCCAAAAACGAAAUACUUACAUCAAAAUCGCGAAAAUGAUUAAACAAUCGAACACAGUAGAAGAGGAGAAGUAGAAGAUGAAGAGGGGAGAGGCGAAGAUGAUAUUAGAACAACUUAUGUUUUUUUUAUUACUUUUUAAUUCUUUUUUAAUCUAUACAAAAAAGAACAGAAACUCAGCUAAGGAUAAAAGAGGAGAAGAGAAGAUACUAUCUCUAACGAUGACAUAACUUGUUCAUACCGUCAAUAAAGGAUAUUAUUUUAAAAACCAAA
Messenger RNA from Aedes aegypti (yellow fever mosquito), 1320 nucleotides. Its product is annotated as pupal cuticle protein Edg-78E. The record is from RefSeq and is a predicted model, not a curated record. Gene Ontology annotation, molecular function: structural constituent of chitin-based larval cuticle. Lineage: Eukaryota; Metazoa; Arthropoda; Insecta; Diptera; Culicidae. The coding region runs from base 141 to 551 and encodes 136 amino acids. Gene Ontology annotation, cellular component: chitin-based extracellular matrix. The transcript has 2 exons.